CACGGACGGCGAACCGUGGCGGAGAUGGAAGCGAGCCUGUUGCGCCAGUGCCCGCUGCUUCUGCCUCAGAACCGGGCGAAAACCGUGUACGAAGGAUUCAUUUCAGUUCAGGAAAAUGAAUAAUUGCAUUGCUCCACCUUACCUUGAUUAACGCUCCAUUCAACAAUUCUCAUCAAAACAGACAUUGCCAGUAUUAAAUGAAUGGGAUGGAGGGACGAGAUUUUCACCUUAGAAUAGAGUUGCCUGAAGAUUUACAAAUGAAGAAUGCAAGGACUGGUAAAUAAAGAGGAACUUGGAAGAAGAGUAAGGACUGACCAGAGAGAUUAUUAUGUAGUUGGCAACUGAAAACAAUACUUAAUGGAUACCAUCAAAUAGUACAACAGAGAAUGCAGCACUCUCCUGAUCUAAUGAGCUUUCUGAUGGAGUUGAAGAUGGUUUUGGAAGUUGCUUUAAAGAAGAAACAGGAGUUGUGUCCACCACCUCCUCCUCCCCAGUUCUACUCAAGCCUUAUUGAAGAGAUAGGAAUUCUUGGUUGGGACAAACUUGUAUUUGUGGAUACCUGUCUCAGUACCAUCAAGUUAAAAGCUGAAGAUGCUUCUGGUAGAAAGCAUUUAAUUACCCUCAAGUUGAAGGCAAAGUACCCUGCAGAAUCACCAGAUUGUUUUGUGGAUUUUCCUGUUCCCUUUUCUGUUUCUUGGACACCACAGAGCUCUUUAAUAAGCAUUUACGGUCAGUUUUUGGCAGCCUUAGAAUCACUGAAAGCAUUCUGGGAUGUUACGGAUGAAAUCGACGAGAAGACUUGGGUACUGGAGCCAGAAAAACCUACAAGGAGUGCAACAGCACGCAGGAUUGCACUGGGGAAUAAUGCUUCAAUACAUAUAGAGGUUGACCCCAAGCAUCCUACUAUGCUUCCUGAGUGCUGCUUUCUUGGAGCUGACCAUGUGGUAAAACCUCUUGGAAUUAAGCUGAGCAGGAACAUACAUUUGUGGGAUCCAGAAAAUAGUCUGUUACAAAAUUUGAAAGAUGUUUUAGAAAUAGAUUUUCCAGCUCGCACUAACCUGGAAAAAUCUGAUUUUUCUAUGGAUUGUGGCAUUUGUUAUUCAUAUCAACUUGAUGGUGCCAUUCCUGAUCAAGUGUGUGAUAAUCCCCAAUGUGCACAGCCUUUCCAUCAAAUAUGCUUAUAUGAGUGGUUGAGAGGACUGUUGACUAGUAGACAGAGUUUUAACAUCAUAUUUGGUGAAUGCCCAUAUUGUAGUAAGCCAAUUACCUUGAAAAUGUCUGGGAGGAAAUCCUAAAAUAAGAAUGUAACAUUUCUGUGAAGAACUGGCAACCUUAAGAAUUAUCAAAAGGAUUUUAUUUGAUAUCUUCAGAGAAAGUAUAAAGUAAGACCUACUAAAAUCAAAAGAAAAAGAACAAUAAAGCCGUAAUAAUACACGUC
Messenger RNA from Neofelis nebulosa (Clouded leopard), 1438 nucleotides. It is a transcript of the gene FANCL, whose product is annotated as FA complementation group L. Gene Ontology annotation, biological process: protein monoubiquitination; interstrand cross-link repair. The transcript is spliced from 16 exons. The record is from RefSeq and is a predicted model, not a curated record. Bases 387 to 1295 code for a protein of 302 amino acids. Gene Ontology annotation, cellular component: Fanconi anaemia nuclear complex; nucleus. Gene Ontology annotation, molecular function: ubiquitin protein ligase activity. Lineage: Eukaryota; Metazoa; Chordata; Mammalia; Carnivora; Felidae.